AAGAAACAGAGACGGUAAUGAGCUAAAAUCAAAGCGAGAAUUGAAAGUAAAGAGGAAAGGAGUCGAUAACACCAGAAAAGAAAUCGGAAUCAUUGCGAAAAAUCCGGCAAGAGCUUACACGUGUAAUUGAGAACCGAAGCCCAACAAUUGUCGGAAAUUAAAUUAAAAAUGCUUUCGUUUUGGAGUCGAAUUUUCCACAACUGCGAAAAGGAGUUGCAGCAGAAACGCGAUCUGCUUGCUUUAGAGCAUGAUUUCCUAGACCAAGAGCACGUCACUGAGAACAGUGAGAGAAAAACCGAAGAGACGAAUCGCAAUGAAAACGGGAAAAGCAAAGAAUCUUCCACUACGUGCUCGUCUCGCAAGGGCAUCAUCACACAUUUAACUGAUCAAACUGGCAUUAUAGACAACAUUUUAAAUUUUCAAAAGCAUAUUGCAGCAGAGCUCUUCGAGGAGCUGAAUGUGGGGUGUGUGAUUGAAUAUUUAGUGUAUGAGCAGGAGCACGGUGAGAACAAGGUAAUCAAAAUACAAAAGAUUGUCGAGCACUCGUGGGAGAAGACAACGGAGGACAAGGUUAAGGAUGUGUUGGAAACCUUAAAGCUGGAUAAUCCAACCUAUUUCAAUAUGCAACUGCGAAACAUUUUGGGCUUCAUUACGCAGCGCCAGCCCUCGUCAAUUGUGGUGGAUACGGAUUAUGGCGAAUUGACUGUUCAGUUGGACAGCAUUGAAUCGACUUUCUUACCCAGAACGGGUGAUGAGAUUACGCUGGAGUGCCAAGUGCAGCUGGACGAGGGCUAUGUGGAUCAACAGGGCGAAAUACUGGAGGUGAAGAAGAUGUUUCCCACACGCAUCGAACCGAAGCAGCAGUGCACCGUCGAGCGGGUCUUCGAGGAGUUCACAGUGCUCUCAUCGCAGGCCUAUGUACUCAAGGAAGAUGUGCCAAUAGGACUUCAAUUGCAUCUGGGCGACAUUGUCCAAGCAGAUCUGAUCGAGUGCAAAUAUGCGAAAUUUUCUCGACGCGCCAUUAAAGUGGUUCAGCUGGAGAAGAACUUUGGCCAGAUAACGAAAAAUCAGAUAAGCACCUCGUGCAGCAACAAACGAGCCGUUGCCGUCGAGGGCGUGGAACGCUUCAUCUAUACGGAACAGUGGAAGAAGCACCGUGUGACACUUCGCAUCAGAAAUGUAGGCAAGCGGGACUUCGAGCUGCGCUACAUUAAAAUACCAAAUUCGUCGGAUGCACAGAUCACUGUUGUGGAGCCUGUUAGUUCGCGCACCAUAAAAAUGGGCCACCAAAUUUCGCUGAUCUUCGAGGUGCACACCAAGUUCAUUGGCGAAUCAAAGGAGUUCUACUGCUUGCAGUUCGAUACGUUUAAGUUGACUCGCUUUCUGACCGUCAUCGUCUGCGAAACGAAGGAGCAGGCCAUCGAGGCGAACCGUCGUCUGAUUGCCUCCCAGCAGCUGGUGGUUACCGGACGCAAUGUAAGGCAGCGAUCCCGCUUCUAUGCCUAUCAGGUCUAUUCCAAUAAAUCUCCAUUGGUGCCGGGCGAAUCGAUAGCCACCAAGCGCCGCUUUGUGCCGGUGCAUCUGUUAAGCUAUGAUGUGCCGGACAAACUGUGCACCAUAGUGCUUAAGACGGAGGUGGUUCAGGAUGUGUGGGAUCUCUUGGGCGUUGAGUAUCCGUUUUUAAAUGAGAACUUUACCUUUACCAACUAUGCACAGCGCUUUUCAACUUUGCUGCACCUAGAGGAGAUUGACUACAGCAUUAGCUUUCGGAACUAUGACCGCGAGCGAGCUCACUUCAUUCGCGAAGGUGAAUAUCUCUCGCUAUAUAUAGAGAAUCUUGCCGAACGUCGUCCGUCGCUGGUACUGGGCGACACGGUAAAUGCGAUCAAUCCCUGGUUGGAGCCGGACAGUAAGGAUAACAAGUUGUUCCAGGGCGUCGUGCACAAGGUUCUCUUCAAUAGAGUGCAUCUAAAGUUUCAUGCCAACUUUCAGCAGAAAUACAAUGGCGAGGAUUAUCGUCUAGAGUUCCACUUCUCACGCUUCUCCUUUCGGAAACAGCAUCAUGCUGUAUCCCACAUUUGCGACAAAAUGGGCGAAAACUUUCUGUUUCCUAGCAAGAUUAACAAACGCGACCAAAUUCAACUGGACAUCACGCUCAAGGAUGAUGAAAUGUAUCUAUAUAAUCAGAAGCUAAACUGGUUUAACACCUCGCUCAACCACAUCCAAAAGCGGGCUGUUUACAAUGUGCUGAGGGGCGAGACGCAUCAAAUGGCUUAUGUCAUCUUUGGACCACCAGGCACGGGUAAAACUGUAACCCUAGUGGAGACCAUCUUGCAGCUGGUGCGCAAUGUGCCCGGCGCGCGUCUCCUUGUGGGCACACCAUCUAACAGCUCUGCUGACCUAAUCACCAAACGCAUUAUCGACAGCAAAGCCUUAAAUCAUGGCGACUUUGUGCGCCUCGUCUCGCAAAAUCAGGUGGAGAAGGAUCUUGUGUCGCCAGAUCUAGCGCCCUACUGCGCUACAGUCGACAUAGGCAGCAUAGACGCCACGCACGAUAGCAUGAUUGUUACGGACGCUGGAUUGAAGCUGCGCUGCCAGGCCAAGUUUCUGGGCAAGCAUCGGAUUACUAUCAGUACUUGCACUACCCUUGGCAACUUCAUCCAAAUGGAAUUUGAUCCGGACCACUUUACACACGUCCUGAUCGAUGAGGCGGGACAAUGCACAGAGCCCGAAACAAUGGUGCCAAUUGUCCUUCUAGCCAAGGAGCGCAGUCAGGUAAUCCUGGCCGGGGACCCUUACCAGCUGCAAGCUAUUGUGACCAGUCGCUAUUCGAGCGAAAUGGGUCUGAAUGUCUCUUUUCUGGAGCGGCUGCUCCAGACUCCGCCGUAUCGCAGGGACCUGCAACGCUUUCCCCACAGUUCCGGCUACAACCCAUGUGUGCUGACCAAGCUGCUGUACAACUAUCGCGCACUGCCCUCCAUCAUGUCGGUGUAUAGUAAACUCUUCUAUGACAACGAGCUUGUCUCCAUGGUCUCCGAGAAGGAUUCUCGUGAGGCGCAUACCCUAGCCAAACUGCAGACAAUCUUUGAGCCCCAUUUGGACAUGCCGCGCACUCAUGGCACUUUCUUUCACGGCAUACUGGGCGAAAAUAUGCAGGAUAUGGAUUCGCCCUCCUGGUUUAAUCCAGCAGAAGCUCGCGAGGUCUUUCUACUGACCAUCACGUUGUAUCGUCACAAUGUGCAUCCCGAUAAUAUUGGCAUUUUGACACCUUAUGCCAAACAGGUGAAAACUCUGCGCUCCAUGUUCAUUGCUGCCGACGUGAACAUGCCCAAGAUUGGCUCAGUGGAGGAAUUUCAGGGUCAGGAGCGCGACAUCAUGCUUAUUUCCACGGUGCGUUCCUCUGAGUGCAAUCUCAGAUCUGAUGCGCGCUAUAAUUUGGGCUUUGUACGUUGCAACAAGCGUAUGAAUGUUGCCAUCUCUCGUGCCCGUUGUAUGCUGGUCAUCUUUGGUAAUCCUCUCCUGCUCUCUGUCGACGAUUGCUGGCGCCAUUUGCUUCUGUUCUGUGCGAACAACAAUGCUUACUUUGGCUGUGAAAUGCCAGAGUCGAUUUGUCAACAGGGCGAGGAAUCGGACGAUGGAAAUAAUUCUGAUUGCUCCGAUUGCUCUGAUUUGGUGCCUUAAGGACAAUGGACCAUGUCUACUAAAAAGUUCCUGAUCCUGCUAGAUUUAUCCAAAGUCUCGAAUAUUUAAAGACAAAACUAACUUGAAUAACUGACGAAAUUUUUUACUUUUUUUAUUCUUACGUGCAUAGAUAUGUAAGCAUUCCACAUUGACUUAACAAUUUACCUAGAAUUACUGAAGUUGAGCUUCCAAAGAAAUUUGUACUUUUUCAAAACCAAUAAAGUUUGCUUUAUUUUUUGGA
Drosophila mojavensis is the source of this 3922-nucleotide messenger RNA. RefSeq names its product probable RNA helicase armi (gene armi). The record is from RefSeq and is a predicted model, not a curated record. The transcript is spliced from 5 exons. The coding region runs from base 169 to 3681 and encodes 1170 amino acids. Gene Ontology annotation, molecular function: helicase activity. Lineage: Eukaryota; Metazoa; Arthropoda; Insecta; Diptera; Drosophilidae.